CACACACACACACACGCGGACAGCUGAACAGACAGACAGGCAGAUGGACAAACUGUCUCCUGCUGGAGCUCAAGGACUGAAGGACACCGUAAAGCGCAGCUGCUAAGCGGCUUUAAUCGUUUAAUUUGGCCCCGGUGGCCUUCAGCAGACUGCAGGUAAACACCCGCAGUCCGACACACGCACUCCUGGUGGUCCGCACUCCGCAACCUGAGCCUGAACCUUUUCAUCCGGACGCAUGGCUUUCCUCCUCAACUUGCAAACGAUGUGAGGGUUUUAAUGCGCGUUUUCUUCUCAUCAAAAUGUUCCUUCUCAAGAGGACAGGCGGAACUUUAUCAGCGUCUAUUUGAUAAUGAGUUAACGCUGUAAGUGCGCGUUUUAUCCUGUAAAUAAGACCGAACCCCACCUGUUUGCCUUUUGUUUUACGCGGAGUGGUUUUUUUUGCGUAAAGUGCGCACCGGAGCGCUCUGGAGCUCCGUGACACCAUAAUGACAGCAGAGUGCGGGGACCACAGUGUUGCCCGGCAUUCAUGAGCGUCCGCUGGCCGCGCUGCUGCGGCUGGGACCGGGACGGAGCGCAGGAGCCGCGGAGGAGAUGGCAGCCAACCUGAGCGCGGCGGCGGCGGCGGCCCCGGAGGCGGCCGCGAGGGGACACAACCUGCCGGCGCUGGUGUUCGGCGUGUUGCUGAUCGUGGUGAUCAUCUGUGGGAACCUGCUGGUGUGUCUGAGCGUUUUUACGGAGAAGGCGCUGAAGACCACCACCAACUACUUCAUCGUCAGCCUGGCGGUGGCGGAUCUGAUGCUCGCGGUGCUGGUGCUGCCGCUCUUCGUCUAUUCCGAGUUCCAGGACGGCGUGUGGACCCUCAGCACCACCAUCUGUGACAGCCUGAUGACCAUGGACGUGAUGCUGUGCACCGCCUCCAUCUUCAACCUCUGCGCCAUCAGCAUCGACAGGUUCAUCGCCGUGUUAAUCCCUCUCAACUACAACAGGAAGCACGUGGACCUGCGGCAGACGGUGCUGCUGUCUGCCACCUGGAUCCUGGCCCUGGCUGUGGCCUCGCCCAUCAUGUUCGGCAUCAACAAAGUGCCGGGUCGAGACCCCAGCGAGUGUAAACUAGAGAACGACGACUACGUCCUGUACUCAUCAGUGUGCUCCUUCUUCAUCCCCUGUCCCAUCAUGCUGCUGCUGUACUUUGGCAUGUUCCGUGGCCUGAGGCGCUGGGAGGAGGCCCGAAAAGCCAAGCUGAGGAACAGCAUCCAGGCCUGCCGCAAGCUGCAGGAGGCCGCGGCGACGCUGCCGCCGCUGGCCUCGCUGCCGCCUCCGCUGCCGCCCAUCAUAGAGAGGGAUCAGACGGAUACUCUGGAUGAGCCGUCCACCUACCCGGACCGGCCCUUUCAGUCGUCAGAAUACAAAGGCGGCCCCGUGCACACGGUCAGCUUCGCAGAGAUCAAGUUCAACCCCGACCCUCGCAGGAGGAAGAGGGCCAAGAUCAACAGCCGCGAGAGGAAGGCCAUGAAGGUUCUUCCUGUCGUUGUGGGUGCCUUCCUGUUCUGCUGGACUCCCUUCUUUGUCCUCCACACAAUGCGAGCUCGCUGUCAGGACUGCCAGGUCCCUCCAGCUCUGAUGAGCGUGGUGACGUGGCUCGGCUACGUCAACAGUGCUCUCAACCCCGUCAUCUACACCGUCUUCAACACCGAGUUCAGGAACUUCUUCAAAAAGUUCCUGCAUCGCUGCUGCUCCAAGAGCGCCUGAUGAGGACGCUGCUGCUGCUGCUGCUGCUGCUGCUGCUGCAUGGACACUUUGACAAUGCACAGCAGCUGAACGAGACGCUACUGACCGUUGAUUCCGUGUCCGUCGUCUGUAAUGUUGCCACGGUUCCCGUCCUCUGUGAGGUUUCGUUUUUCUACAUGUGCCGACAGCAAAGUUUGUUUGAGCUCCAUGUUUGCUGUGGAGAAGCCUCACUCAGCACAGACCGUUCAGCGGAUCAGUGACACCUCCACGCCACCCAAAAGUCAAGAACUCAUUUUAUAUGUUGAAGUGCAUCUUUUCAGAAUAAAAGUUUUGACUAAAAAAUCUUUUUGUUCAGACUUGUGUGUUCGUGGAGCGAUGCAGACGGAGCAUAAGGUCAGGCUGAGUUUCAGUUUGUGGUUUAAACAACCAAUCAGGUGUUUGGAAGGUGGUG
This is a messenger RNA of Scatophagus argus, 2179 nucleotides long. Its product is annotated as D(4) dopamine receptor-like. Gene Ontology annotation, cellular component: plasma membrane. The coding region runs from base 592 to 1749 and encodes 385 amino acids. The transcript has 4 exons. Gene Ontology annotation, biological process: adenylate cyclase-inhibiting dopamine receptor signaling pathway; adenylate cyclase-activating adrenergic receptor signaling pathway. Gene Ontology annotation, molecular function: G protein-coupled receptor activity; dopamine neurotransmitter receptor activity, coupled via Gi/Go. The record is from RefSeq and is a predicted model, not a curated record. NCBI's taxonomy places the organism in Eukaryota, Metazoa, Chordata, Actinopteri, Scatophagidae.